AUGGUACUAACGUCUUGCAUCAGUAUUGGAAAGCAUGAAGAUGAACAUACUAAAAAGUUAUCAAUAUGUUUGCACACCCAGGCAAAAUCCUUGUAUAUACAAUUUGAUAGCGAUACAGAACUGAACGAGUGGUUGGGCCUCAUGUUGGCUUUACAACAGGAUACUGACUUUGGUCAUGAUGCUUCUAAUUUUAUUAGUUAUAUCUCUAUAUUACCUAAAGAAUUAGGAAUAACUGAAACUUUGAAUGGCCAGACAGGACUCUAUCUUAGUGAUGGAAAAGUGAGAAUAUUAAACUAUCCAAUAAAAUCAAUAGAACAAAAAUCAGUGGAUAUAAAGCUGACAAGUGUUCGUGCAUGCGGUAUUGAAGAUAUGUUUUUUUAUAUUGUAUUAGAUAACGAUUCUUAUUUUGGUUCUGGAAAAAUUUGGAUGAAAACAUUAACUUUGGACACAUUGCUUAAAUUGUAUGAUGCAGUACAUGAAUUUUUGUUAAAAUACAAACCACCUCCAAGGAAAAUGGAGGAGAAAAACAAGGAGACAGGCUUGACGACUUGA
Acyrthosiphon pisum (pea aphid) is the source of this 552-nucleotide messenger RNA. Its product is annotated as insulin receptor substrate 1-like. The transcript is spliced from 4 exons. The coding region runs from base 1 to 552 and encodes 183 amino acids. Gene Ontology annotation, cellular component: cytosol; plasma membrane. Gene Ontology annotation, biological process: insulin receptor signaling pathway. Gene Ontology annotation, molecular function: phosphatidylinositol 3-kinase binding; insulin receptor binding. NCBI's taxonomy places the organism in Eukaryota, Metazoa, Arthropoda, Insecta, Hemiptera, Aphididae. The record is from RefSeq and is a predicted model, not a curated record.